Molecule: messenger RNA, 2558 nt
Organism: Salvia miltiorrhiza (redroot sage)
Lineage: Eukaryota; Viridiplantae; Streptophyta; Magnoliopsida; Lamiales; Lamiaceae
Exons: 9
Coding region: 1417-2244 (275 amino acids)
Biological process (GO): lipid homeostasis
Cellular component (GO): endoplasmic reticulum; membrane
Source: RefSeq, a predicted model, not a curated record
CUCUCUCUCUCUCCUCUCUCAUUCAUUGUUUCGGUUGGAGAUUCAAUACACAGCACCACCCAACCGAGAAAACCAAAAAGGGAACACACUGCAUUCACGUAUUGACACACACACACACCGUUUCCAUUUUCUCGAUUUCUCGAUAAUCUUACAUCGAUUCUACUUUCCUUUCUCGUGCUUACUUCAACGUCUCUCCAAACUCUCCUUUUUCCCGUAUUAUUCGCCUUCAAGUUUCUCUUUCAUCAAUUUCCCAAACCCACCAAGAAACACAAAUCAAAAUCCCAUCUCCCUCUCUCCCCCUCUCGCUCGCAAGAAUGAAGAAUGCGUUUGAUUGCCCUAGAGGGUUUUUCGAUUUCCCAACUAAUUAGGUAUUACCAGACCAUCAACUUUUUCUGUAUUCAAUUUGGAUAUUCCUUUUUCGGUUUUGUUUUUGCGAUGUUAUUUUUUAAAAUUAAUGACUUUUGAGUUGAGUAAUGUUCUGAUCUCCUGCUGCAUUUGCCGAGCUUUGUGUAUUGUCUCGAUUUGGCGGCAAGGGGCCUAACGUCCUCACCAUGAUCUAGUGUUGUACAUCGCGCUAUUAAUUGCGCACUUUUCGGUUUGCGAGCUUCACACUGUCACACUGGUCCCAGAUCAGGGUUUCUCUGACCAAUUGGUUUCUGUAUGUUGGAUUUUAGGAUAAGAAUUGAUUCGUGCUGUUUGAGAUUAUGGGUUUUGUUUGUAAUGUUCUUUGCAUAUAAAGGAUAUGAAUAUCAUAUAUAUUGUUCAGUGGUUUUGGCCUCGAAUCUGAACUGUGUGUGCUGUGUGAUGACUAGGCAUGUCUAUGCCGAGAGAGGUAGAUAUUAGUUACUUUCAGUAAACAUAGGUGGUCCUUAUUUGCGUUGCUCAUUGUUACAUUUAUUCAUCUCCCCAGUGCGUGUUAUAGUUCUAGACCCACACAGUUGCAUCCCUUUAAUUAAUGCAACUUGAAUUUGUGAACUUCCUUUAUAUGCAUUGACUAUAUAGUUUAUCGAGAAUUCAGGUGAAUGCUGCAUACUCUUCAAAUAAGCUCUUGAAAGCAACCACACAAGUGACUUCUCCAUGUCUAAAUUUUAAAUGUUUUAUAGGUCUUCUUACAAGACAGGAAAUAUGGCAUUUACGCCACCCUGUCUCUGCUGGCUCUCACAUUUUAAAUUUCAUCUCAAAUUAGGUAAAAUAGUUUCUCUGUGUUUGCUUCAAUUUGAAAGGUUGGUGCUUGUCUUUUCAUUUGCUAACUUCGAGUGUUAAUGCACAUUAUUGGCGUUAAUACCAUCUUUUCCCUGUUGUUGUUUGAGGUUAUUAUAAGCACGUACAUAUUUAUUCGUUAUGUAGGUGCAUGGUGUGUCUUUCCAUAGGAGCCAGAGUAUUAUCAAGUUCUACAUGGUCCACUAAUUCAGAGUGAUGGGGCGUUCUUUAAGAACUGUUGGGACACUUAAAGCUUAUCAAAACCAGGCUGGUGUGCUGGUCAAAAACUAUGUACUAGCGGAUCCUUACAUUCCAUACACUUCUAUUGUUCUUGGAAUGUUGACUUGCAAAUUGGCCUACGAUCUAUGUCAGCUCAUCAGCACUUUUUAUUCCAGAAAUUAUAAUGCCCUUACUAAGAUACAAAGGAUGGAGUGGAAUAACCGUGGCAUUUCCACUCUCCAUGCGGUUUUUAUUUCGAUUAUGUCUUUGUACUUUGUAUUCUGGUCUGAACUUUUCUCUGAUCAAAAUCAUUCUGGAUUAGUUACAUUCAGAAAUUCAUCUAUCUCAACAUUUGCACUUGGGCUCUCUGUUGGCUACUUCUUGUCAGAUCUUGGAAUGAUCUGUUGGCGGUAUCCUUCUUUGGGUGGACCUGAGUAUGUUCUCCAUCACUCAAUUUCGGCAAUUGCAGUUGCAUAUGCCAUGUACAUGGGGGAGGGACAGCUUUACACAUUUAUGGUUCUGAUAUCUGAGAUAACAACACCUUGGAUCAAUAUUAGAUGGUAUCUUGAUGUAUCUGGAUUGAAGAGAUCCACUGCAUAUCUUAUCAAUGGAGUCGUCAUAUUUUUUAGUUGGUUGGUGGCAAGAAUUCUUUUGUUUGGUUACAUGUUCUACCACGUCUAUCUUCAUCACGACCAGGUGAUGCAGAUGCACACUGCUGGUUUUCUUCUGGUGUUUGUCGUACCUGUGGCACUCGCGAUCAUGAACUUGAUGUGGUUCGGGAAGAUCCUCAAGGGUUUGAAGAAGACCUUAUUGAAAAAAAAAUGACAAUUACAAUGCUGUAGAUAUCCCCAGCAUUUGUGCGAUUAAGAUUCGGAUUCCGAGGGAAAGAGGCGAAUUCAACAACAUACACGAUAGCGGAUAGAUUUCACACUUGAUGCUGGAAAUCAACAUGCUAUCAAUACUUCCAACAGACCACACUCUUUGUGUCUAAAGACAGAAGAUGAUAUGAUUCUCUACUUUAGCUCUUCAUCUUGUAAAGAGGCUUAUCUUUAGCAGGGAAAACAGAGCUGUGGGGAAAGAAAGUAAAGAGCACUUUUCUAUAUGUACUUCUCUGUCUAUAUUAGAGUUACGUUUUGUCC